UGCGGGAUAAAUCUGUGCUAUCCGCGGGAUGCAGCCCUCCUCCUGCUGCUGCUCCUCUUCCUCCUCCUCCAUCAUCAUCAUCAUCAGCAGCAGCAGCAGCAUCAGCACCAGAGGGCCGAUGGGCCGAGCAGGACGGCCGGGAUUCAACCACCGAGCAGGCUGCACCGAGGCUCCCUCCCUUUAACCUCCAGAUGUUCCCAGAUGUUUGCUGAUCCGAGCGGACCGAACCUGGAGCGGCCAUGAUGGGAAGCAGCCGGAGGAGGAGGGCCUUUCAGGAAGCCAUGGCAUGUGAAUCUACAGCAUCGUCUGCAGACCCGGACCGUUCUGAGAUUUAGAUGAUCCAACAUGUCCGACGGGUUUUAACUACAAACUGACGUUUCCGAGCCGACAGCCGAGAUGAUUGUCGGUCCAAACAUCCUGAUUGUUUUCUUCUCCUUCUGAUUGUCUGAUUGUUUGAGAUCAAGCAGCAGCAACGAUUGUCUCUCAUCUUCAGGCCUGAGUGGAAAAUAAAAACUGUGACUGGAUUAGAUUUAUUCUGGAUUAAGAUGAUAAACCACGUGCCUCCCGGUCUGAGCUCGGACACCACGGAGAAGGCCCGGAUGGAGCUGAACGAAAACCCGGACACUCUGCACCAGGACAUCAAGCAGGUACGGGACAUGAUCGUGACGCGGCCGGACAUCGGCUUCCUGCGAACAGACGACGAGUUCAUCCUGCGCUUCCUCAGAGCCAGGAAGUUCGACCAUGUGGAGACGUUCCGCCUGCUGGCCCAGUACUUCCAGUUCCGCCAGCAGAACCUGGACAUGUUCCAGAGCUUCAAGGUGGACGACCCCAGCAUCAAGCGGGCCCUGAUGGACGGGUUCCCCGGCGUGUUGGAGGCUCCGGACCAACAUGGCAGGAAGAUCCUCAUCCUGUUCGCUUCCAACUGGGACCAGAGCCGGAACUCCUUCAUCGACAUCCUGCGGGCCAUCCUGCUCUCCCUGGAGGUUCUGAUAGAAAACCCGGAGCUGCAGAUCAACGGCUUCACGCUCAUCAUCGACUGGAGCAACUUCUCCUUCAAGCAGGCGUCCAAACUGACGCCCAACAUCCUGAAGCUGGCCAUCGAGGGCCUGCAGGACAGCUUCCCGGCCCGGUUCGGAGGGAUCCACUUCGUGAACCAGCCCUGGUACAUCCACGCCAUGUACACCAUCAUCAAGCCCUUCCUCAAGGACAAGACCCGGAAAAGGAUCUUCCUCCAUGGGAACAACCUGAACUCUCUCCACCAGCUCAUCCAGCCUGAGUGUUUGCCGUCCGAGUUCGGCGGGACGCUGCCGCCGUACGAUAUGGGGAUGUGGGCGCGGACGCUGCUGGGACCCGACUACAACGACGAGACCGAGUACACGCUGACGUACGACGCGCUGCACGUCAGGGAGAGCUGCGGCGGCGGCGGCGGCGGAGAAAAGGACAUGAUGAAGAGGUCUCAGUCGACGGUGGAAGCCGCGGCGCUGCGGCAGAUGGACAGAGAGACGAGCACGCCGCUGCUGGCUCUGGACUGACCUGGAGCUCUGAUUUAAACCGGUUUAAAUCCAGAGGUCUGGAUUUGGGUCGGUUCGCUGCCUGAACUUCUUCAGCACCAGAACUCCCAUUAACCUGGAGCCUCCACCAACUGGUCUGAACUCUUCAGUGUUUCUGUUGGGAAUGUGGAACCUCAGGAUGAGAUCAGAGUUUAAUUAUCCGCAGGUUUCGCUCAUCUGAACUCCACCGUUAUCUAUCCGUCCUCCCAGCGGCGCCAAACCCAGCGGCGCCAAACCCAGCCCAUCUGAGCCGUCAAACUCCUCCCAGAUGAUCCAGUUUCCCGCCACCAGCAUCUGUCCAGCAGCACUGACCGACUGCUGCCGGACUUAAUCACGUCUCAGUCUGGAAACAGUUCAAACGCAAAAACAUGCAGCACAAAGUUUAAUUCACAUAACGGGGCGGCUAACGAAACAAAACCAGUUCAGGAUAAUUGGAGGCUCCGCCCACACAUGAAUGAUGCCCCGCCCACACUGGUAUCAGGCCACACCCACUGCGUGUUUCACCCACAAUUUCAACAUUUCCCCACUUCCACUUGAAAACAGUUUUAAGGAACAGUAAAUGCUUUUUAAAUCUGGUUCCAGAGUGAAAGCUACAGAAAAAGCUACUUUUGUGAAAAUGCUAACAUAUUAGCAUUAACAUGGGUAGAAACAUGACAACAACAAUGGCGGAUUACAUGUUUGUGGUUGGAAAAAGUUCUGGAAAAGUUUUUCAUUGUGCUUUGUUGUUUUCUUGCUUUUACCGCUCAUGUAGAAGCUUUAUGUGUUCUCCAUGUUUAGCGCUGCCUACAGGUCUGGUGGAGUAAAGACUAGCGGUUUUUUCCAUUGUUUGUGUCUCAGUGUGGAUGGAAGUGGUUUUGAAACCAACAACCUGAUUUAAAAGAAGGAAACGUUCCUGGGUGGGCGGGGCCAAGCGCUGAGCGCUGUGGCAGGAUCCCCGGAUGACCGGACAGUAAGCUGGCUGAGGUGAACACUGAGCCCUGUGGUACACCACAAGAGUACAAACCGCAUUUUCUAAAACUUUCAAGCUUUCAAAUGCUGUGAAAAAGUGUUAAAGUAUGAAACGUUAUUUUUUAGCUCAUAUUUAUUUUUUAAAGUGUAAAUUCAUGUCUUGAGAAUCAGAUAAAUUUAAGGUUUUAUCAUUCUGCGGUUGCUACGUCAUGUUUGUUUACAGAGUUCUCUGCUGCCACCAAGUGGCCACUGACUGAACAGCAGGCUUAAACAUGGCGCCUCUUUGAAUCUUCACGUUUUGGUUUUUACCGCUGUUGCAUCAAACAUGCCACGUUCCACUUGAAGCGAGCGUCACUAUGGCAACACCGACACUGUAAAAGAAUGAUGUGCAUGAAACUUUUAUAAACGUCCGUGUUUCAGUCAGAGGGCGCCGAACAGCCACGUCACUCAGAAAACAACGGUUUUCAUUUAAAGAUUGUAUGUUAUGUUGUAUUACCGCACUGAAUAUAGAAGAUGUUAUUUUCACGCAGCAGAAACGACGCCGACGACUGAACAUGGCGGAGUGACGUCAACAGGAAGUGGGAGGGUCGGUCUUCCUGUUUGCGGUGCUACUAAAUGAGCGUCAGGGCUACAGUCUACCUUCAUGUAAUGUAUUUACUUUCAAUGAAUGUACAGAAGUAAAGAUUUACACCAA
Molecule: messenger RNA, 3192 nt
Organism: Xiphophorus maculatus (southern platyfish)
Lineage: Eukaryota; Metazoa; Chordata; Actinopteri; Cyprinodontiformes; Poeciliidae
Product: clavesin-1-like
Exons: 8
Coding region: 546-1532 (328 amino acids)
Cellular component (GO): membrane
Molecular function (GO): phosphatidylinositol bisphosphate binding
Source: RefSeq, a predicted model, not a curated record